Molecule: messenger RNA, 15090 nt
Organism: Closterium sp. Naga37s-1
Lineage: Eukaryota; Viridiplantae; Streptophyta; Zygnematophyceae; Desmidiales; Closteriaceae
Source: the annotation of a GenBank genome assembly
AUGUGGACCGGUUGGUCCAACCAGCCAGUUGGUCCUGUGGACCGGUUGGACCAACCGGCCAGUUGGUCCUGUGGACCGGUUGGACCAACCGGCCAGUUGGUCCUGUGGACCGGUUGGACCAAUCGGCCAGUUGGUCCUGUGGACCGGUUGGACCAACCCGCCAGUUGGUCAUGUGGACCGGUUGGACCAACCGGCCAGUUGGUCAUGUGGACCGGUUGGUCCAACCGGCCAGUUGGUCAUGUGGACCGGUUGGACCAACCGGCCAGUUGGUCCUGUGGACCGGUUGGUCCAACCGGCCAGUUGGUCAUGUGGACCGGUUGGACCAACCGGCCAGUUGGUCCUGUGGACCGGUUGGACCAACCGGCCAGUUGGUCAUGUGGACCGGUUGGUCCAACCGGCCAGUUGGUCAUGUGGACCGGUUGGUCCAACCGGCCAGUUGGUCAUGUGGACCGGUUGGACCAACCGGCCAGUCCUGUGGACCGGUUGGACCAACCGGCCAGUUGGUCCUGUGGACCGGUUGGACCAACCGGCCAGUUGGUCAUGUGGACCGGUUGGACCAACCGGCCAGUUGGUCAUGUGGACCGGUUGGACCAACCGGCCAGUUGGUCAUGUGGACCGGUUGGACCAACCGGCCAGUUGGUCCUGUGGACCGGUUGGACCAACCGGCCAGUUGGUCCUGUGGACCGGUUGGACCAACCGGCCAGUUGGUCCUGUGGACCGGUUGGACCAACCGGCCAGUUGGUCAUGUGGACCGGUUGGACCAACCGGCCAGUUGGUCCUGUGGACCGGUUGGACCAACCGGCCAGUUGGUCCCUGUGGACCGUUGGUCCUGUGGACCGGUUGGACCAACCGGCCAGUUGGUCCUGUGGACCGGUUGGACCAACCGGCCAGUUGGUCCUGUGGACCGGUUGGACCAACCGGCCAGUUGGUCAUGUGGACCGGUUGGACCAACCGGCCAGUUGGUCCUGUGGACCGGUUGGACCAACCGGCCAGUUGGGCCUGUGGACCGGUUGGACCAACCGGCCAGUUGGUCCUGUGGACCGGUUGGACCAACCGGCCACUGUUGGUCCUGUGGACCGUUUGACCAACCGGCCAGUUGGUCAUGUGACCGGUUGGAAACCAACCGGCCAAUUGUCCUGUGGACCGGUUGGACCAACCGGCCAUGUUGGUCAUGUGGGACCGGUUGGGACCAACCGGCCAGUUGGUCCUGUGGACCGGUUGGACCAACCGGCCAGUUGGUCCUGUGGACCGGUUGGACCAACCGGCCAGUUGGUCCUUGUGGACCGGUUGGACCAACCGGCCAGUUGGUCCUGUGGACCGGUUGGCCAACGGCCAGUUGGUCCUGUGGACCGGUGGGACCAACCGGCCAGUUGGUCCUGUGGACCGGUUUGGACCAACCGGCCAGUUGGUCCUGUGGACCGGUUGGACCAACCGGCCAGUUGGUCCUGUGGACCGGUUGGACCAACCGGCCAGUUGGUCAUGUGGGACCGGUUGGACCAACGGCCAGUUGGUCCUGUGGACCGGUUGGACCAACCGGCCAGUUGGUCCUGUGGACCGGUUGGUCCAACCGGCCAGUUGGUCCUGUGGACCGGUUGGACCAACCGGCCAGUUGGUCCUGUGGACCGGUUGAGCCAACCGGCCAGUUGGUCAUGUGGACCGGUUGGACCAACCGGCCAGUUGGUCCUGUGGACCGGUUGGACCAACCGGCCAGUUGGUCCUGUGGACCGGUUGGACCAACCGGCCAGUUGGUCAUGUGGACCGGUUGGACCAACCGGCCAGUUGGUCCUGUGGACCGGUUGGACCAACCGGCCAGUUGGUCCUGUGGACCGGUUGGACCAACCGGCCAGUUGGUCCUGUGGACCGGUUGGUCCAACCGGCCAGUUGGUCCUGUGGACCGGUUGGACCAACCGGCCAGUUGGUCCUGUGGACCGGUUGGACCAACCGGCCAGUUGGUCCUGUGGACCGGUUGGACCAACCGCCAGUUGGUCAUGUGGACCGGUUGGACCAACCGGCCAGUUGGUCCUGUGGACCGGUUGGUCCAACCGGCCAGUUGGUCCUGUGGACCGGUUGGACCAACCGGCCAGUUGGUCCUGUGGACCGGUUGGACCAACCGGCCAGUUGGUCCUGUGGACCGGUUGGACCAACCGGCCAGUUGGUCAUGUGGACCGGUUGGACCAACCGGCCAGUUGGUCCUGUGGACCGGUUGGUACCAACCGGCCAGUUGGUCCUGUGGACCGGUUGGACCAACCGGCCAGUUGGUCCUGUGGGACCGGUUUGGACCAACCGGCCAGUUGGUCCUGUGGACCGGUUGGACCAACCGGCCAGUUGGUCCUGUGGACCGGUUGGACCAACCGGCCAGUUGGUCCUGUGGACCGGUUGGACCAACCGGCCAGUUGGUCAUGUGGACCGGUUGGUCCAACAGGCCAGUUGGUCCUGUGGACCGGUUGGUCCAACCGGCCAGUUGGUCCUGUGGACCGGUUGGACCAACCGGCCAGUUGGUCCUGUGGACCGGUUGGUCCAACCGGCCUAGUUGGUCCUGUGGACCGGUUGGACCAACCGGCCAGUUGGUCCUGUGGACCGGUUGGACCAACCGGCCAGUUGGUCCUGUGGACCGGUUGGUCCAACCGGCCAGUUGGUCAUGUGGACCGGUUGGACCAACCGGCCAGUUGGUCCUGUGGACCGGUUGGACCAACCGGCCAGUUGGUCCUGUGGACCGGUUGGUCCAACCGGCCAGUUGGUCCUGUGGACCGGUUGGUACCAACCGGCCAGUUGGUCCUGUGGACCGGUUGGACCAAACCGGCCAGUUGGUCCUGUGGACCGGUUGGACCAACCGGCCAGUUGGUCCUGUGGACCGGUUGGACCAACCGGCCAGUUGGUCCUGUGGACCGGUUGGUCCAACCGGCCAGUUGGUCCUGUGGACCGGUUUGGACCAACCGGCCAGUUGGUCCUGUGGACCGGUUGGUCCAACCGGCCAGUUGGUCCUGUGGACCGGUUGGUACCAACCGGCCAGUUGGUCCUGUGGACCGGUUGGACCAACCGGCCAGUUGGUCCUGUGGACCGGUUGGACCAACCGGCCAGUUGGUCAUGUGGACCGGUUGGACCAACCGGCCAGUUUGGUCCUGUGGACCGGUUGGACCAACCGGCCAGUUGGUCCUGUGGACCGGUUGGACCAACCGGCCAGUUGGUCCUGUGGACCGGUUGGUCCAACCGGCCAGUUGGUCCUGUGGACCGGUUGGACCAACCGGCCAGUUGGUCCUGUGGACCGGUUGGACCAACCGGCCAGUUGGUCCUGUGGACCGGUUGGUCCAACCGGCCAGUUGGUCCUGUGGACCGGUUGGACCAACCGGCCAGUUGGUCAUGUGGACCGGUUGGUCCAACGGCCAGUUGGUCCUGUGGACCGGUUGGACCAACCGGCCAGUUGGUCCUGUGGACCGGUUGGACCAACCGGCCAGUUGGUCCUGUGGACCGGUUGGACCAACCGGCCAGUUGGUCCUGUGGACCGGUUGGACCAACCGGCCAGUUGGUCCUGUGGACCGGUUGGACCAACCGGCCAGUUGGUCCUGUGGACCGGUUGGACCAACCGGCCAGUUGGUCAUGUGGACCGGUUGGACCAACCGGCCAGUUGGUCCUGUGGACCGGUUGGACCAACCGGCCAGUUGGUCCUGUGGACCGGUUGGACCAACCGGCCAGUUGGUCCUGUGGACCGGUUGGACCAACCGGCCAGUUGGUCCUGUGGACCGGUUGGACCAACCGGCCAGUUGGUCCUGUGGACCGGUUGGACCAACCGGCCAGUUGGUCCUGUGGACCGGUUGGACCAACCGGCCAGUUGGUCCUGUGGACCGGUUGGACCAACCGGCCAGUUGGUCCUGUGGACCGGUUGGACCAACCGGCCAGUUGGUCCUGUGGACCGGUUGGACCAACCGGCCAGUUGGUCCUGUGGACCGGUUGGUCCAACCGGCCAGUUGGUCCUGUGGACCGGUUGGACCAACCGGCCAGUUGGUCCUGUGGACCGGUUGGACCAACCGGCCAGUUGGUCCUGUGGACCGGUUGGGACCAACCGGCCAGUUGGUCAUGUGGACCGGUUGGACCAACCGGCCAGUUGUUCAUGUGGACCGGGCCAACGGCCAGUUGGUCCUGUGGACCGGUUGGACCAACCGGCCAGUUGGUCCUGUGGACCCGGUUGGUCCAACCGGCCAGUUGGUCAUGUGGACCGGUUGGACCAACCGGCCAGUUGGUCCUGUGGACCGGUUGGACCAACCGGCCAGUUGGUCCUGUGGACCGGUUGGACCAACCGGCCAGUUGGUCAUGUGGACCGGUUGGACCAACCGGCCAGUUGGUCCUGUGGACCGGUUGGACCAACCGGCCAGUUGGUCAUGUGGACCGGUUGGACCAACCGGCCAGUUGGUCCUGUGGACCGGUUGGACCAACCGGCCAGUUGGUCCUGUGGACGGUUGGACCAACCGGCCAGGUUGGUCCUGUGGACCGGUUGGACCAACAGGCCAGUUUGGUCAUGUGGACCGGUUGGACCAACCGGCCAGUUGGUCCUGUGGACCGGUUGGGACCAACCGGCCAGUUGCGUCAUGUGGACCGGUUGGACCAACCGGCCAGUUGGUCAUGUGGACCGGUUGGACCAACCGGCCAGUUGGUCCUGUGGACCGUUGGUCAUGUGGACCGGUUGGACCAACCGGCCAGUUGGUCCUGUGGACCGGUUGGACCAACCGGCCAGUUGGUCCUGUGGACCGGUUGGACCAACCGGCCAGUUGGUCAUGUGGACCGGUUGGACCAACCGGCCAGUUGGUCCUGUGGACCGGUUGGACCAACCGGCCAGUUGGUCAUGUGGACCGGUUGGUACCAACCGGCCAGUUGGUCAUGUGGACCGGUUGGACCAACCGGCCAGUUGGUCAUGUGGACCGGUUGGACCAACCGGCCAGUUGGUCCUGUGGACCGGUUGGACCAACCGGCCAGUUGGUCCUGUGGACCGGUUGGACCAACCGGCCAGUUGGUCAUGUGGACCGGUUGGACCAACCGGCCAGUUGGUCAUGUGGACCGGUUGGACCAACCGGCCAGUUGGUCCUGUGGACCGGUUGGACCAACCGGCCAGUUGGUCCUGGACCGUUGGACCAACCGGCCAGUGGCCUGUGGACCGGUUUGGACCAACCGGCCAGUUGGUCAUGUGGACCGGUUGGACCAACCGGCCAGUUGGUCAUGUGGACCGGUUGGACCAACCGGCCAGUUGGUCCUGUGGACCGGUUUGGACCAACCGGCCAGUUGGUCAUGUGGACCGGUUGGUCCAACCGGCCAGUUGGUCCUGUGGACCGGUUGGACCAACCGGCCAGUUGGUCCUGUGGACCGGUUGGACCAACCGGCCAGUUGGUCAUGUGGACCGGUUGGUCCAACCGGCCAGUUGGUCAUGUGGACCGGUUGGACCAACCGGCCAGUUGGUCCUGUGGACCGGUUGGACCAACCGGCCAGUUGGUCAUGUGGACCGGUUGGACCAACCGGCCAGUUGGUCCUGUGGACCGGUUGGACCAACCGGCCAGUUGGUCCUGUGGACCGGUUGGACCAACCGGCCAGUUGGUCAUGUGGACCGGUUGGACCAACCGGCCAGUUGGUCCUGUGGACCGGUUGGACCAACCGGCCAGUUGGUCCUGUGGACCGGUUGGUCCAACCGGCCAGUUGGUCAUGUGGACCGGUUGGACCAACCGGCCGAGUUGGGACGGGCAGUUGGUCCUGUGGACCGGUUGGACCAACCGGCCAGUUGGUCCUGUGGACCGGUUGGACCAACCGGCCAGUUGGUCCUGUGGACCGGUUGGACCAACCGGCCAGUUGGUCCUGUGGACCGGUUGGACCAACCGGCCAGUUGGUCCUGUGGACCGGUUGGACCAACCGGCCAGUUGGUCCUGUGGACCGGUUGGUACCAACCGGCCAGUUGGUCCAUGUGGACCGGUUGGACCAACCGGCCAGUUGGUCCUGUGGACCGGUUGGACCAACCGGCCAUGUUGGUCCUGUGGACCGGUUGGAUCCAACCGGCCAGUUGGUCAUUGUGGACCGGUUGGACUCAACCGGCCAGUUGGUCCUGUGGACCGGUUGGACAACCGGCCAGUUGUCCUGUGGACCGGUUGGAUCCAACCGGGCCAGUUGGUCCUGUGGACCGGUUGGUCCAACCGGCCAGUUGGUCAUGUGGACCGGUUGGAACCAACCGGCCAGUUGGUCCUGUGGACCGGUUGGUCCAACCAGGCCAGUUGGUCCUGUGGACCGGUUGGACCAACCGGCCAGUUGGUCCUGUGGACCGUUGGGACCAACCGGCCAGUUGGUCAUAGUGGACCGGUUGGACCAACCGGCCAGUUGGUCCUGUGGACCGGUUGGACCAACCGGCCAGUUGGUCAUGUGGACCGGUUGGACCAACCGGCCAGUUGGUCCUGUGGACCGGUUGGACCAACCGGCCAGUUGGUCCUGUGGACCGGUUGGACCAACCGGCCAGUUGGUCCUGUGGACCGGUUGGAUCCAACCGGCCAGUUGGUCCUGUGGACCGGUUGGUCCAAACCGGCCAGUUGGUCCUGUGGACCGGUUGGACCAACCGGCCAGUUGGUCCUGUGGACCGGUUGGACCAACCGGCCAGUUGGUCCUGUGGACCGGUUGGUCCAACCGGCCAGUUGGUCCUGUGGACCGGUUGGACCAACCGGCCAGUUGGUCCUGUGGACCGGUUGGACCAACCGGCCAGUUGGUCCUGUGGACCGGUUGGACCAACCGGCCAGUUGGUCCUGUGACCGGUUGGACCAACCGGCCAGUUGGUCAUGUGGACCGGUUGGUACCAACCGGCCAGUUGGUCCUGUGGACCGGUUGGUACCAACCGGCCAGUUGGUCCUGUGGACCGGUUGGACCAACCGGCCAGUUGGUCCUGUGGACCGGUUGGUCCAACCGGCCAGUUGGUCCUGUGGACCGGUUGGUCCAACCGGCCAGUUGGUCCUGUGGACCGGUUGGUCCAACCGGCCAGUUGGUCCUGUGGACCGGUUGGACCAACCGGCCAGUUGGUCCUGUGGACCGGUUGGACCAACCGGCCAGUUGGUCCUGUGGACCGGUUGGUCCAACCGGCCAGUUGGUCCUGUGGACCGGUUGGACCAACCGGCCAGUUGGUCCUGUGGACCGGUUGGUACCAACGGCCAGUUGGUCCUGUGGACCGGUUGGGUACCAACCGGCCAGUUGGUCAUGUGGACCGGUUGGUCCAACGUCCAGUUGGUCCUGUGGGACCGGUUGGACCAACCGGCCAGUUUGGUCAUGUGGACCGGUUGGUCCAACCCGGCCAGUUGGUCCUGUGGACCGGUUGGGACCAACCGGCCAGUUGGUCCUGUGGACCGGUUGGUCCAACCGGCCAGUUGGUCCUGCUGGGACCGGUUGGACCAACCGGCCAGUUGGUAUGUGGACCGGUUGGUCCAACCGGCCAGUUGGUCCUGUGGACCGGUUGGUCUCCAACGGCCGUUUGGGUCAUGUGGACCGGUUGGACCAACCGGCCAGUGGUCCUGUGGACCGGUUGGUCGCACACGGCCAGUUGGUCCUGUGGACCGGUUGGACCAACCGGCCAGUUGGUCCUGUGGACCGGUUGGUCAAACCGGCCAGUUGGUCCUGUGGACCGGUUGGACCAACCGGCCAGUUGGUCCUGUGGACCGGUUGGGACCAACCGGCCAGUUGGUCCUGUGGACCGGUUGGCCAACGGCCAGUUCGUCCUGUGGACCGGUUGGUCCAACCGGCCAGUUGGUCCUGUGGACGGUUGGACCAACCGGCCAAUUGGUCCUGUGGACCGGUUGGUCCAACCGGCCAGUUGGUCCUGUGGACCGGUUGGACCAACCGGCCAGUUGGUCCUGUGGACCGGUUGGUCCAACCGGCCGUUGGUCCUGUGGACCGGUUGGUACCAACCGGCCAGUUUGUCCUGUGGACCGGUUGGACCAACCGGCCAGUGGUCCUGUGGACCGGUUUGGUCCAACCGGCCAGUUGGUCCUGUGGACCGGUUGGACCAACCGGCCAGUUGGUCAUGUGGACCGGUUGGUCCAACCGGCCAGUUGGUCCUGUGGACCGGUUGGACCAACGGCAGUUGGUCCUGUGGACCGGUUGGUCAACCGGCCAAGUGGUCCUGUGGACCGGUUGGACCGGUUGUUGGGACCAACCGCCGUUGGUCCUGUGGACCGGUUUGGUCCAACCGGCCAGUUGGUCAUGUGGACCGGUUGGACCAACCGGCCAGUUGGUCCUGUGGACCGGUUGGUCCAACCGGCCAGUUGGUCCUGUGGACCGGUUGGACCAACCGGCCAGUUGGUCCUGUGGACCGGUUGGUCCAACCGGCCAGUUGGUCCUGUGGACCGGUUGGACCAACCGGCAGUUGGUCCUGUGGACCGGUUGGACCAACCGGCCAGUUGGUCAUGUGGACCGGUUGGUCCAACCGGCCAGUUGGUCAUGUGGACCGGUUGGUACCAACCGGCCAGUUGGUCCUGUGGACCGGCCAGUUGGUCCUGUGGGACCGGUUGGUCCAACCGGCCAGUUGGUCCUGUGGACCGGUUGGACCAACCGGCCAGUUGGUCCUGUGGACCGGUUGGACCAACCGGCCAGUUGGUCAUGUGGACCGGUUGGACCAACCGGCCAGUUGGUCCUGUGGACCGGUUGGACCAACCGGCCAGUUGGUCAUGUGGACCGGUUGGUCCAACCGGCCAGUUGGUCCUGUGGACCGGUUGGACCAACCGGCCAGUUGGUCCUGUGGACCGGUUGGUCCAACCGGCCAGUUGGUCCUGUGGACCGGUUGGACCAACCGGCCAGUUGGUCCUGUGGACCGGUUGGUCCAACCGCGCCAGUUGGUCCUGUGGACCGGUUGGACCAACCGGCCAGUUGGUCCUGUGGACCGGUUGGACCAACCGGCCAGUUGGUCAUGUGGACCGGUUGGUCCAACCGGCCAGUUGGUCCUGUGGACCGGUUGGACCAACCGGCCAGGUGGUCAUGUGGACCGGUUGGUCCAACCGGCCAGUUGGUCCUGUGGACCGGUUGGGACCAACCGGCCAGUUGGUCAUGUGGACCGGUUGGUCCAACCGGCCAGUUGGUCCUGUGGACCGGUUGGACAACCGGCCAGUUGGUCCUGUGGACCGGUUGGUACCAACCGGCCAGUUGGUCCAUGUGGACCGGUUGGACCAACCGGCCAGUUGGUCCUGUGGACCGGUUGGACCAACCGGCCAGUUGGUCCUGUGGACCGGUUGGACCAACCGGCCAGUUGGUCCUGUGGACCGGUUGGACCAACCGGCCAGUUGGUCCUGUGGACCGGUUGGACCAACCGGCCAGUUGGUCCUGUGGACCGGUUGGACCAACCGGCCAGUUGGUCCUGUGGACCGGUUGGACCAACCGGCCAGUUGGUCCUGUGGACCGGUUGGACCAACCGGCCAGUUGGUCCUGUGGACCGGUUGGACCAACCGGCCAGUUGGUCCUGUGGACCGGUUGGACCAACCGGCCUGUUGGUCCUGUGGACCGGUUGGACCAACCGGCCAGUUGGUCCUGUGGACCGGUUGGACCAACCGGCCUGUUGGUCCUGUGGACCGGUUGGACCAACCGGCCAGUUGGUCCUGUGGACCGGUUGGACCAACCGGCCAGUUGGUCCUGUGGACCGGUUGGACCAACCGGCCAGUUGGUCCUGUGGACCGGUUGGACCAACCGGCCAGUUGGUCCUGUGGACCGGUUGGACCAACCGGCCAGUUGGUCCUGUGGACCGGUUGGACCAACCGGCCAGUUGGUCCUGUGGACCGGUUGGACCAACCGGCCAGUUGGUCCUGUGGACCGGUUGGACCAACCGGCCAGUUGGUCCUGUGGACCGGUUGGACCAACCGGCCAGUUGGUCCUGUGGACCGGUUGGACCAACCGGCCAGUUGGUCCUGUGGACCGGUUGGACCAACCGGCCAGUUGGUCCUGUGGACCGGUUGGACCAACCGGCCAGUUGGUCCUGUGGACCGGUUGGACCAACCGGCCAGUUGGUCCUGUGGACCGGUUGGACCAACCGGCCAGUUGGUCCUGUGGACCGGUUGGACCAACCGGCCAGUUGGUCCUGUGGACCGGUUGGACCAACCGGCCAGUUGGUCCUGUGGACCGGUUGGACCAACCGGCCAGUUGGUCCUGUGGACCGGUUGGACCAACCGGCCAGUUGGUCCUGUGGACCGGUUGGACCAACCGGCCAGUUGGUCCUGUGGACCGGUUGGUCCAACCGGCCAGUUGGUCCUGUGGACCGGUUGGACCAACCGGCCAGUUGGUCCUGUGGACCGGUUGGACCAACCGGCCAGUUGGUCCUGUGGACCGGUUGGACCAACCGGCCAGUUGGUCCUGUGGACCGGUUGGUCCAACCGGCCAGUUGGUCCUGUGGACCGGUUGGUCCAACCGGCCAGUUGGUCAUGUGGACCGGUUGGACCAACCGGCCAGUUGGUCCUGUGGACCGGUUGGUCCCAACCGGCCAGUUGGUCCUGUGGACCGGUUGGUACCAACCGGCCAGUUGGUCCUGUGGACCGGGUGGUCCAACCGGCCAGUUGGUUCCUGUGGACCGGUUUGGACCAACCGGCCAGUUGGUCAUGUGGACCGGUUGGACCAACCGGCCAGUUGGUCCUGUGGACGGUUGGAUCCAACCGGCCAUUGGUCCUGUGGACCGGUUUGGUACCAACCGGCCAGUUGGUCAUGUGGACCGGUUGGUCCAACCGGCCAGUUGGUCCUGUGGAACCGGUUGGACCAACCGGCCAGUUGGUCCUGUGGACCGGUUGGACCAACCGGCCAGUUGGUCCUGUGGACCGGUUGGACCAACCGGCCAGUUGGUCCUGUGGACCGGUUGGACCAACCGGCCAGUUGGUCCUGUGGACCGGUUGGUCCAACCGGCCAGUUGGUCCUGUGGACCGGUUGGUCCAACCGGCCAGUUGGUCCUGUGGACCGGUUGGACCAACCGGCCAGUUGGUCCUGUGGACCGGUUGGUCCAACCGGCCAGUUGGUCCUGUGGACCGGUUGGACCAACCGGCCAGUUGGUCCUGUGGACCGGUUGGAUCCAACCGGCCAGUUGGUCCUGUGGACCGGUUGGUCCAACCGGCCAAGUUGGUCCUGUGGACCGGUUGGACCAACCGGCCAGUUGGUCCUGUGGACCGGUUUGGUCCAACCGGCCAGUUGGUCCUGUGGACCGGUUGGACCAACCGGCCAGUUGGUCCUGUGGACCGGUUGGACCAACCGGCCAGUUGGUCCUGUGGACCGGUUGGACCAACCGGCCAGUUGGUCCAUGUGGACCGGUUGGAUCCAACCGGCCAGUUGGUCCUGUGGACCGGUUGGACCAACCGGCCAGUUGGUCCUGUGGACCGGUUGGGCCAACCGGCCAGUUGGUCCUGUGGACCGGUUGGACCAACCGGCCAGUUGGUCCUGUGGACCGGUUGGUCCAACCGGCCAGUUGGUCCUGUGGACCGGUUGGUCCAACCGGCCAGUUGGUCAUGUGGACCGGUUGGCCAACCGGCCAGUUGGUCCUGUGGACCGGUUGGCUCCAACGGCCAGUUGGUCCUGUGGCCGGUUGGACCAACCGGCCAGUUGGUCCAUGUGGACCGGUUGGACCAACCGGCCAGUUGGUCAUGUGGACCGGUUGGACCAACCGGCCAGUUGGUCCUUUGGACCGGUUGGACCAACCGGCCAGUUGGUCAUGUGGACCGGUUGGACCAACCGGCCAGUUGGUCAUGUGGACCGGUUGGACCAACCGGCCAGUUGGUCAUGUGGACCGGUUGGACCAACCGGCCAGUUGGUCCUGUGGACCGGUUGGACCAACCGGCCAGUUGGUCCUGUGGACAGGUUGGUCCAACCGGCCAGUUGGUCCUGUGGACCGGUUGUCCAACCGGCAGUUGGUCAUGUGGACACGGUUGGUACCAACCGGCCAGUUGGUCCUGUGGACCGGUUGGACCAACCGGCCAGUUGGUCCUGUGGACCGGUUGGACCAACCGGCCAGUUGGUCCUGUGGACCGGUUGGUCCAACCGGCCAGUUGGUCCUGUGGACCGGUUGGGACCAACCGGCCAGUUGGUCUGUGGACGGUUGGACCAACCGGCCAAGUUGGUCCUGUGGACCGGUUGGGUCCAACCGGCCAGUUGGUCCUGUGGACCGGUUGGACCAACCGGCCAGUUGGUCCUGUGGACCGGUUGGUACCAACCGGCCAGUUGGUCCCUGUGGACCGGUUGGACCAACCGGCCAGUUGGUCCUGUGGACCGGUUGGACCAACCGGCCAGUUGGUCCUGUGGACCGGUUGGUCCAACCGGCCAGUUGGUCCUGUGGACCGGUUGGACCAACCGGCCAGUUGGUCCUGUGGACCGGUUGGUCCAACCGGCCAGUUGGUCCUGUGGACCGGUUGGACCAACCGGCCAGUUGGUCAUGUGGACCGGUUGGUACCAACCGGCCAGUUGGUCCUGUGGACCGGUUGGACCAACCGGCCAGUUGGUCCUUGUGGACCGGUUGGACCAACGGCCAGUUGGUCUGUGGACCGGUUGAGUCCAACCGGCCAGUUGGUCAUGUGGACCGGUUGGAACCAACCGGCCAGUUGGUCCUGUGGACCGGUUGGUCCAACCGGCCAGUUGUCCUGUGGACCGGUUGGACCAACCGGCCAGUUGGUCCUGUGGACCGGUUGGUCCAACCGGCCAGUUGGUCAUGUGGACCGGUUGGACCAACCGGCCAGUUGGGUCCUGUGGACCGGUUGGACCAACCGGCCAGUUGGUCAUGUGGACCGGUUGGUCCAACCGGCCAGUUGGUCAUGUGGACCGGUUGGACCAACCGGCCAGUUGGUCCUGUGGACCGGUUGGACCAACCGGCCAGUUGGUCCUGUGGACCGGUUGGACCAACCGGCCAGUUGGUCCUGUGGACCGGUUGGACCAACCGGGCCAGUUGGUCCUGUGGACCGGUUGGUACAAACCGGCCAGUUGGUCCUGUGGACCGGUUGGACCAACCGGCCAGUUGGUCCUGUGGACCGGGUUGGUACCAACCGGCCAGUUGGUCCUGUGGACCGGUUGGACCAACCGGCCAGUUGGUCCUGUGGACCGGUUGGUCCAACCGGCCAGUUGGUCCUGUGGACCGGUUGGACCAACCGGCCAGGUUGGUCCUGUGGACCGGUUGGACCAACCGGCCAGUUGGUCCUGUGGACCGGUUGGACCAACCGGCCAGUUGGUCCUGUGGACCGGUUGGACCAACCGGCCAGUUGGUCCUGUGGACCGGUUGGACCAACCGGCCAGUUGGUCCUGUGGACCGGUUGGACCAACCGGCCUGUUGGUCCUGUGGACCGGUUGGACCAACCGGCCAGUUGGUCCUGUGGACCGGUUGGACCAACCGGCCAGUUGGUCCUGUGGACCGGUUGGACCAACCGGCCAGUUGGUCCUGUGGACCGGUUGGACCAACCGGCCAGUUGGUCCUGUGGACCGGUUGGACCAACCGGCCAGUUGGUCCUGUGGACCGGUUGGACCAACCGGCCAGUUGGUCCUGUGGACCGGUUGGACCAACCGGCCAGUUGGUCCUGUGGACCGGUUGGACCAACCGGCCUGUUGGUCCUGUGGACCGGUUGGACCAACCGGCCAGUUGGUCCUGUGGACCGGUUGGACCAACCGGCCAGUUGGUCCUGUGGACCGGUUGGACCAACCGGCCAGUUGGUCCUGUGGACCGGUUGGACCAACCGGCCAGUUGGUCCUGUGGACCGGUUGGACCAACCGGCCAGUUGGUCCUGUGGACCGGUUGGACCAACCGGCCAGUUGGUCCUGUGGACCGGUUGGACCAACCGGCCAGUUGGUCCUGUGGACCGGUUGGACCAACCGGCCUGUUGGUCCUGUGGACCGGUUGGACCAACCGGCCAGUUGGUCCUGUGGACCGGUUGGACCAACCGGCCAGUUGGUCCUGUGGACCGGUUGGACCAACCGGCCAGUUGGUCCUGUGGACCGGUUGGACCAACCGGCCAGUUGGUCCUGUGGACCGGUUGGACCAACCGGCCAGUUGGUCCUGUGGACCGGUUGGACCAACCGGCCAGUUGGUCCUGUGGACCGGUUGGACCAACCGGCCAGUUGGUCCUGUGGACCGGUUGGACCAACCGGCCAGUUGGUCCUGUGGACCGGUUGGACCAACCGGCCUGUUGGUCCUGUGGACCGGUUGGACCAACCGGCCAGUUGGUCCUGUGGACCGGUUGGACCAACCGGCCUGUUGGUCCUGUGGACCGGUUGGACCAACCGGCCAGUUGGUCCUGUGGACCGGUUGGACCAACCGGCCAGUUGGUCCUGUGGACCGGUUGGACCAACCGGCCAGUUGGUCCUGUGGACCGGUUGGACCAACCGGCCAGUUGGUCCUGUGGACCGGUUGGACCAACCGGCCAGUUGGUCCUGUGGACCGGUUGGACCAACCGGCCAGUUGGUCCUGUGGACCGGUUGGACCAACCGGCCAGUUGGUCCUGUGGACCGGUUGGACCAACCGGCCUGUUGGUCCUGUGGACCGGUUGGACCAACCGGCCAGUUGGUCCUGUGGACCGGUUGGACCAACCGGCCAGUUGGUCCUGUGGACCGGUUGGACCAACCGGCCAGUUGGUCCUGUGGACCGGUUGGACCAACCGGCCUGUUGGUCCUGUGGACCGGUUGGACCAACCGGCCAGUUGGUCCUGUGGACCGGUUGGACCAACCGGCCUGUUGGUCCUGUGGACCGGUUGGACCAACCGCCAGUUGGUCAUGUGGACCGUGGACCAACCGGCCAGUUGUCCUGUGACCGGUUGCCAACCGGCCAUGUUGGUCAUGUGGACCGGUUGGUACCAACCGGCCAGGUUUGGUCCUGUGGACCGGUUGGACCACCGGCCUGUUGGUCCUGUGACCGUUGGACCAACCGGCCAGUUGGUCCUGUGGACCGGUUGGACCAACCGGCCAGUUGGUCCUGUGGACCGGUUGGACCAACCGGCCAUGUUGGUCCUGUGGACCGGUUGGACCAACCGGCCUGUUGGUCCUGUGGACACGGUUGGGACCAACCGGCCAGUUGGUCCUGUGGGACCGGUUGGACCAACCGGCCAGUUGGUCCUGUGGGACCGGUUGGACCAACCGGCCAGUUUUGGGUCCUAG